Parnassius apollo (apollo) is the source of this 282-nucleotide messenger RNA. Lineage: Eukaryota; Metazoa; Arthropoda; Insecta; Lepidoptera; Papilionidae. The record is from the annotation of a GenBank genome assembly.
AUGGGCCACAAGGACCGCAACAGGGUCCACGGCAAGGAUUACAGGGCCCACAAGGUCCGCACGGGCCACAGCAUGGCCCACAUGGACUACAGCAUGGUCCACAACUUCGUGGACCGCACGGUCCACAGCACGGGCCGCAAGGACCGCAACAAGGUCUGCAAGGCCCACAGCACGAACCACAGGGUCCACAAGAUGGACCACAAGGUCCACAACAAGGGCCGCAGGGACCACAUGGACCACACGGACCGCAGCACGCCAUUUUUAAAAUUUUUUCAAAGGUAA